AUGUUCACCGUUUGCAAGAGUGCAGCAGGGGCAACGCUGGUCGCCAGCCUGCAAAGGUAUGGUGUGCGCGCAAUGUCCUCGUCGGUGGUGCAGAAUCCGAAAUUGGGCGAAUUCCCGCUCGAAAAUGAGCCUGUACUCGCAUACCGGAAAGGUUCAAAGGAACGCAAAGAACUGGAGAGUGCACUGAAGAAGGCGACGGCCAAGAUGGAAGACGUGCCGAUCAUUAUCGGUUCGGAAGAGAUCCGUUCGAAGGAGGUUCGCCACCAGGUGAUGCCACACAACCAUAAACACAAGCUGGCUCAGUUCUACUACGCCGACCAAAAGCUAGUCCAAAAGGCGAUCAAGACAGCGACGGAAACGCAGGUCAAGUGGGACCGCACACCGCUCGACGAACGUAUUCGCAUCUGGCAGAAGGCUGCCGAUCUGAUGGCCGGCCCGUACCGACAGGAACUGAACGCAGCUACCAUGCUCGGCCAAGCGAAGACGGUGAUCCAAGCGGAAAUUGAUUCUGCGGCCGAGUUGAUCGAUUUUAUCCGCAUGAACACGUACUAUCUGAAGGAGGCAGCAAAAUAUCAACCGAUUAGCGAGGAUGCGAAGGUAACGAAGAAUUCGAUGCGGUUCCGUGGUAUCGAUGGGUUCAUUGCCGCCGUCAGUCCGUUCAAUUUCACUGCCAUCGGAGGUAAUCUGGCGUACACGCCCGCCCUCAUGGGUAACGGUGUGCUGUGGAAGCCGUCCGAUACUGCCCUGCUGUCGAACUAUGUCAUUUUCAAGAUUAUGCGGGAGGCCGGCGUACCACCCGGUGUGGUAAACUUCGUGCCCACGGAUGGUCCUGUAUUUGGCGAUACGAUCACGGCUUCGCCGCAUCUGGCCGGUAUUAACUUUACCGGUUCUGUUCCAACGUUCAACCGGUUGUGGCGCCAGGUGGGUGAGAACAUUAACAACUACAACAAUUUCCCCCGACUAAUCGGCGAGUGCGGUGGCAAGAAUUAUCACUUUGUACAUCCGUCUGCGGAUGUCGAGUCGGUGGUAAACGGCACGAUCCGGUCGGCGUUCGAGUUCUGUGGCCAGAAGUGUUCGGCCUGUUCGCGUAUGUACGUGCCCGAAUCCCUGUGGCCGAAGGUGAAGGACGGUUUGCUAAUGAUCCGUGACACACUGAAGGUGGGCGACGUGACCGAUUUUUCCAACUUUACUUCGGCGGUCAUCGACGACAAAGCAUUUGCACGCAUCAAAUCAUACAUUGACCAUGCUCGCAGUUCCAAAAAUCUAACCAUUCUCGGUGGUGGCAAGUGUGACGACAGCAAGGGCUACUUCAUUGAACCGACAAUUGUGCAGACAACUGACCCAAAAGAUCGUAUUAUGACUGAGGAAAUCUUCGGCCCGGUGCUUUCGAUCUAUGUGUAUAAGGACAAGGAUCUCGAUAGUGCCAUGAAGCUCGUCGGCGGCUCGACCCGAUUCGCGCUCACCGGUGCUGUGUUCGCGCAGGACGAAGCAUUCCUCAAGCGAGCUCUGGACGAGUUCAAGAUGACGGCCGGUAACUUCUACCUUAACGACAAAUCAACUGGCUCCGUCGUCGGUCAGCAACCAUUUGGUGGUGGUCGUAUGUCCGGCACGAACGACAAAGCCGGUGGUCCGCAUUACGUGCUCCGGUGGGCUACACCACAAUCGAUCAAAGAAACGUUUGUACCGCUGAAGGACAUCGACUAUCCGUACAUGCGCGAGUAA
Anopheles marshallii is the source of this 1722-nucleotide messenger RNA. It is a transcript of the gene P5CDh1, whose product is annotated as delta-1-pyrroline-5-carboxylate dehydrogenase, mitochondrial. Gene Ontology annotation, molecular function: L-glutamate gamma-semialdehyde dehydrogenase (NAD+) activity. The transcript has 4 exons. The coding region runs from base 1 to 1722 and encodes 573 amino acids. The record is from RefSeq and is a predicted model, not a curated record. Gene Ontology annotation, cellular component: mitochondrial matrix. NCBI's taxonomy places the organism in Eukaryota, Metazoa, Arthropoda, Insecta, Diptera, Culicidae.